Messenger RNA from Pipistrellus nathusii (Nathusius's pipistrelle), 1254 nucleotides. Lineage: Eukaryota; Metazoa; Chordata; Mammalia; Chiroptera; Vespertilionidae. The record is from the annotation of a GenBank genome assembly.
AUGGCCGCCCGCGCCGCGCGCACCUGUGCGCUGCUCGCCCUGUGCGCGCUGGGCGGCCUGGCCCAGGGCCCCGCGCGCUUCAUCUGCACCUCGGUGCCCGCGGACGCCGACAUGUGCGGCGCGGCGGCGGGCGGCGCGGAGGAGCUGCGGGGCAGCGUGCUGCAGCUGCGGGAGACGGUGCUGCAGCAGAAGGAGACCAUCCUCAGCCAGCAGGACACCAUCCGCGAGCUCACGGCCAAGCUGGGCCGCUGCGAGAGCCAGGGCGCCCCGGGCCGCAAGCCGCCCGCCGCGGGCAAGCCGGCCCCGGGCGACCCGGCCCGCGCCGCGCAGGCCGCCGACGCGCUCGGCCAACUCGCGCAAACUUUGCAGGCGCUCAAGACCCGCCUGGAGAACCUGGAGCAGUACAGCCGGCUCAACUCCUCCAGCCAGACCAACAGCCUCCGGGACCUGCUGCAGAGCAAGAUCGACGACCUGGAGCGGCAGGUGCUGUCCAGGGUGAACUCGCUGGAGGAGGGCAAGGGCGGCCCCAGGAACGACACGGAGGAGCGGGCCAAGAUCGAGAGCGCCCUGACCUCGCUGCACCAGCGCAUCAGCGAGCUGGAGAAAGGCCAGAAGGACAGCCGCCCGGGGGACAAGUUCCAGCUCACGUUCCCGCUGCGCACCAACUACAUGUACGCCAAGGCCAAGCGCAGCCUGCCCGAGAUGUACGCCUUCACCGUGUGCAUGUGGCUCAAGUCCAGCGCCGCGCCCGGCGUGGGCACGCCCUUCUCCUACGCCGUGCCCGGCCAGGCCAACGAGCUGGUCCUCAUCGAGUGGGGCAACAACCCCAUGGAGAUCCUCAUCAACGACAAGGUGGCCAAGCUGCCCUUCGCCAUCAACGACGGGAAGUGGCACCACCUCUGUGUCACCUGGACCACCCGGGACGGCGUCUGGGAGGCCUUCCAGGACGGCACCCAGGCCGGCAGCGGCGAGAACCUGGCGCCCUAUCACCCCAUCAAGCCGCAGGGCGUGCUGGUGCUGGGCCAGGAGCAGGACACGCUGGGCGGCGGGUUCGAUGCCACCCAGGCGUUCGUGGGCGAGCUGGCCCACUUCAACAUCUGGGACCGCAAGCUGACGCCGGGCGAGGUGCACAACCUGGCCACCUGCAGCCCCAAGGCCCUGGCCGGCAACGUCAUCGCCUGGGCCGAGGCGCAGAUCGACAUCUAUGGCGGCGCCACCAAGUGGACCUUCGAGGCCUGUCGCCAGCUCAACUGA